GUCCGCGCAGGGCCUGUAAGAAGUUCAAAAGCUGUCUCACGAUUACCAUCUGCUCUGAUCUGCUAUGAGAGAAAGAGAAAUCGCCCUAGAACAAUAGACCCUCCACUCACCACGGAUCAGUCCAGCCAGGCUGGACUCUUUUUGUAUGAAUCCUAAGACGCUACAACAACUACAAGUAUACCGAAUAUGGCCGACUUGGCUCAGUCACAGUCACCCGGAAGCGGCACUUUACUCCUGAUCUUGGUUCAGGUUGCUUCCCGAGUGCUCACAUUCAUUGGCAACCAAGUCCUGCUCCGCUUCCUGUCACCAUCUCUACUCGGCAUCGCUGUUCAACUCGAGCUCGUCUCUGUAACGAGCUUGUACUUCGCCCGCGAGAGCCUGCGAGUUGCGCUCCAACGCCAACCGCCAGCGGCCCCUGAUGCUGAACAAGGACGACGAAACGCGCCCCAAACGGCCGUCAAUCUCUCCUACCUUGCCGUCCUCCUGGGCUUCGUCAUAUCCACGGCUUUCGGAUGGUCUUACGUGUACAGCGCGCCAUCAGCAGUCCUAGGCAGUCCGUACUUCGACAUCGCAUUCCGGAUCUACGCAGCUGCCACGGUCCUCGAACUUCUCGCCGAACCCGCCUUCGUGGUCAUCCAGCAGAAAGCGCUGUACGGCGACCGUGCCCGAGCAGAAACUCUGGCUGCCAUGGCGCGCUGCUUCUCGGCAUGCAUCGUCGCGGUCAUAGGUUACAAGCGUCAUAUGGCUCCGUCAGUGCUGCCCUUCGCCGUGGGACAAGCUGCCUAUGCCAUCGUUUUGCUGGCGUUGUACCUGAUCCCCGUGUUGCGGUUGUCGAGGGGCGAGAAAUUCAGCAUCGCGCUUCGAAGACUAGAUGCCACAACACGAAACCAUACCUACUACGCACAGCGAUUCCACAGAGCGAUACUUGGCCUUGCAACGACGAUGUACAUGCAAUCCGUAUUCAAACUCUUGCUCACCCAGGGCGAUGCCUUGAUACUGUCCUUCUUAUCUUCACUCGCGGACCAGGGUGCAUUUGCACUGGCGUCGAAUUACGGGGGUCUAUUGGCACGCCUGGUCUUUCAGCCCGUCGAGGAGAGUAGUCGCAAUAUGUUCGGCCGGUUACUCUCGUCGACCCCUUCCUCUUCUUCGUCCACACAACGACCCACCGGCACGAAUUCUGACGCAGCUGAACACACCAAAAUCAUACAGGCAUUAAAGUACUUGAGCAAUACACUGCACUUCUACACCAUCCUCGCGCUGCCUUUGAUCAGCAUAGCACCACACGUACUACCCCUCGUGGUCCGCCACAUCAUGGGCGCGGUGUGGUAUACUCCCUCCACUGCAUCCUUGCUGGGUGUUUAUUGCUACUACAUCCCUUUGAUGGCGGUGAACGGGAUCCUCGACGCCUUCGUCACUUCCGUUGCAACCCCGGCACAACUGCGUACACAAUCGAUUUGGAUGCUCUUGUUCACAGCGUUAUACGGCAUAGUGGCGUGGGCGAUGCUCACGAAGUUUCAGCUCGGCGCUGCUAGCCUGGUCGGAGCGAAUAUGGUCAAUAUGGGGCUUAGGAUCAUGUGGAGCAUCGUCUUUGUGAGGCAGUGGAUUAGACAGCACGACAGGAUUGACAGUGACAAGGGGCUGUUGAGUUCGAUGGUCAGAGACUUAUUGCCAGCCGGGCCUUCGGUCGUCGUUGCUGGGUUGCUUACGGUAGGACUGAGACUCCAAGCAACGGGUAGAACGGACGCAGGCAUUGAACUGGACCGUCAGUUCCUGGGAUUACUGACAGCAGGAAUUGUCUUGUUGGGUUCUACUAUUCUUUUCGCCGAGCGAGACUUUUUGCUGCAAAUGCUACAAUCUAUCGUACCCCAACGCCUCGCUGCAAAAAUACCUGGCCUGGACAAACAAUCUUCGACCAAAGCGCGACCGAGUAAUACCACGAGCGAUCCAAACGCCAGUACAUAAACAUUUCAAUCAUCAAAGGUGAUCUUUGUGGCUGUCUUUCC
Exophiala xenobiotica is the source of this 2003-nucleotide messenger RNA. RefSeq lists its product as uncharacterized. The record is from RefSeq and is a predicted model, not a curated record. The coding region runs from base 187 to 1962 and encodes 591 amino acids. Gene Ontology annotation, biological process: dolichol-linked oligosaccharide biosynthetic process; glycolipid translocation. Lineage: Eukaryota; Fungi; Ascomycota; Eurotiomycetes; Chaetothyriales; Herpotrichiellaceae. Gene Ontology annotation, cellular component: endoplasmic reticulum membrane. The transcript is spliced from 2 exons.